UCACAGUAGCAACUGUUCACAUGAGUUGAACCAUACUUAUCCGCAUAGACAGUGCAGUGAGUGAACUUGAGUCUCGGCCGGCUGUCGUUCAUUGUCUAACAGGUGUCAAGUGACUCCACGGAUUUGAAUACCUUGAGGGCUUCAAUCGUAACUAGACAAUAGAACAUAGUAAACAUGAGGGAGAGGUACGUGACAACGUGUGCGACAUGUCGAAGCAUGUCGGCGUGACUGUCCGCACCGAUGGGAGGAUUUUAAUAAAAUCCGGAAGACCUUGGACAUGUGCUAUCGCUGGUAAUUGCUGCAGCGUGUGAUCAGUCUGGUGUGUUCUAUGCAGUCUAGUGAGAGACGGCUAUUCCCACGGAUGCGGACGGUUGUAAUCUGGUUGGAAUAAGGGUUUAUCGAGACGAUCGAAUUUCGAAACUGGUCGAGUCCACGUGACACGGAGUGCAGAUCAACUAACGAGUGACUAAUGGUCAUGUUAAAAUGAAGGCGUGAGCGCUCGGAUUAAUUCAUUUGAUGACAACCCGUAGAGGAGUCCAUCAUGGGAGCGGACUACAUGAUAACAGUGGCAAUUUUACUAGCGGUUGCCAACGUCUGUCAUGCCGAAUGUCAAACGAGAUCUGUCUACUGCUACGAGUGCGACUCAUGGACUGAUCUGAGGUGUAAAGAUCCCUUCAAUUACACGGCAUUACCCAGGGAUCAACCCCCUCUGAUGACCUGCAAUGGGUGCUGUGUCAAAAUGGUCAGGAAUCAGAGAUCACCUUACGAGAGCGUCCGAAGAACGUGCACAUCCCAACUGCAAAUAAACUUAUUUAUGGUGGAUCACGUGUGCAUGAUGGAAAGUACCGGCACUGGUCACAUGUGCUUCUGUGAGGAAGAUAUGUGCAAUCGGGUUUCCCCAUCCACGUGUUCCAAUACCACACUUCUAUUAAUCCUAUCAACACUCCUCAUUAUCAAUUCAAUCCUGACGAGUCCAGGCUUGCUUAAGAUCCCGAUAGAUUGUAGGAGGCCUCGAUGUUGGUCACAACUCGUAGCAAAAACAGUCGCAUCAUUCCUUCGAUUCUCAAAAACCUCAGAAUUCGAAAACCUAAACGGAGAGAGAAGUUGAAUAAAAAGUACUGGAAAAUUGUGGCAAAGAUUACUAUGUGAAAGGUAAUCGUGGAGCGAAAUUGUGGUUUAGCAAAAAAUACCUUUUGUAGGGGAUAUAUUACUAUUCGGUAAAAAAACAUCUAUGGAUGCAAAAAUUACUGUUCCCUGUUCAGUAAAAUUUCCCAAACGGUAGGGGAUUUUCUUCUGGCUUCGAUGUGAAGGACGUGGACGGGGAAUGGACGAAAGUGAAAUUUUACCGUACUCUGUUAGAAAUUUAUUGAAAUUUCAGCCACAGCGUCAUCUGAAUUCUCAA
Molecule: messenger RNA, 1402 nt
Organism: Diachasma alloeum
Lineage: Eukaryota; Metazoa; Arthropoda; Insecta; Hymenoptera; Braconidae
Gene: qvr
Product: protein quiver
Exons: 7
Coding region: 542-1108 (188 amino acids)
Biological process (GO): sleep; positive regulation of voltage-gated potassium channel activity; regulation of synaptic transmission, cholinergic
Source: RefSeq, a predicted model, not a curated record